AUGCCCACCGCCCAAUUAUUCAUCUCUCUCCUCUGUUUCUCUCUCCUCACUCUCUCCGUCACCGCCCGCCCCUACGUCCUCGUCCUCUCCCAAGAAGACUUCAAAGACGAACCCCCUUCCGAUCCCGAUUCCUCCCCCGAGUGGGACGAGUUCGGCGACUCCGACUCUCACAAAUCCGAAGAGGAUCUCGACCCUGGAUCAUGGCGCCAAAUCUUCGAACCAACCUCCACCCAACCGCAACCUCAACCUCAAUCCGAUACGGAGGCUCUCUACUACUCCGCCGUGACCAAGCUUAUGACAGGAGACGCGAGGCUAAUCGAAGAAGGCUCUGGUGAGAUUGAGACGGCUGCAGAGUCUGGUUACCCGGCGGCACAAUCAGUGUUAGGGUUUUUGUGGGGAAUGGGGCUUUUGAGAGAGAGGAGUAAACAGAAAGCAUUUGUUUAUCAUCAUUUUGCUUCAGAUGGUGGCAAUAUGCAAUCCAAAAUGGCUCUUGCUUAUACUUACACUCGUCAAGAUAUGUUUGAUAAAUCGGUUAAGCUUUAUGCUGAAUUAGCAGAAGUGGCUGUCAAUGGUUUUCUCAUUUCCAAAGAUUCUCCCGUCAUUGAACCUAUUAGGCUACACAAUGGAGCUGAAGAGAACAAAGAGGCACUUAGAAAAUCUAAAGGGGAAGAGGAUGAGGAUUUUUAG
Vicia faba (fava bean) is the source of this 687-nucleotide messenger RNA. Lineage: Eukaryota; Viridiplantae; Streptophyta; Magnoliopsida; Fabales; Fabaceae. The record is from the annotation of a GenBank genome assembly.